This is a messenger RNA of Carlito syrichta (Philippine tarsier), 1138 nucleotides long. RefSeq names its product RAB20, member RAS oncogene family (gene RAB20). Gene Ontology annotation, cellular component: endomembrane system. Gene Ontology annotation, molecular function: GTPase activity; GTP binding. The transcript has 2 exons. The record is from RefSeq and is a predicted model, not a curated record. Lineage: Eukaryota; Metazoa; Chordata; Mammalia; Primates; Tarsiidae. Bases 1 to 663 code for a protein of 220 amino acids. Gene Ontology annotation, biological process: intracellular protein transport.
AUGACGCUGAGCUGUGUCCUGAGAAGCUCGUCUCAACCUGGAAACGUGUUGGGAACAGACUUUCAGCACAUCCACAGACGCCCGCGGGUCUGUCUGUCUCCGCGCCUGGACAGUGGGCUGGGGGCCAUCAGACGGGAGCAGUUCCACGGCCUGGGCUCCAUGUACUGCCGCGGGGCGGCCGCCAUCAUCCUCACCUACGACGUGAACCACCCGCAGAGCCUGACGGAGCUGGAGGACAGGUUCCUGGGCCUCACGGAGACGGCCAGCAAGGACUGCCUCUUCGCCAUCGUGGGGAACAAGGUGGACCUCACGGAAGAGGGGUCCCCAGAGAGCCAGGAGCGGGAAGGGUGCAGCCCCCGGGAGGCCGGCGGUGGCAGCUGCGUCUCCCCCAGGGCCAGACAGGUGCGGCCGGAGGACGCGGUGGCGCUCUAUAAGAAGAUCUUGAAGUACAAGAUGCUGGACGAGAAGGACGUGCCGGCCGCGGAGCAGAUGUGCUUCGAGACCAGCGCCAAGACCGGCCACAAUGUGGACCUGCUGUUCGAGACGCUGUUCGACCUGGUGGUGCCCGCGAUCGUCCGGCAGCAGGCCGAGGGGCCGUCGCGCACUGUGGACAUCACCAGCUACAAGCCGCCCAAACAGACCAGCUCGGGGUGCUGUGCCUGAUACCUGGGGCCUCCGACUCAGAACCCAGGGUGUCGAGGGCUUGCUUUAAGGCGCGUGAAGUGGAAUAUCAGAGCGGGUCCCUGAGGGGAGGCCAGUGUGCACAGCCUCCGCCGUCUCUGUCGGGAGGUGGGAGCCACAAAUCUUCCAAAGAGACCCAUCGACGGAGCCAAAACCCCUGCCAAGCGCCAGCCCUCCCGAGCCCAGCCUCCGAGGCCCCUGGCCCCUGCAGGGUGGAGGCCACUGUCCAUGACUUUCAUGUUUCUGACCACCCGGAAUCCUCGGUGGUGACCGCACCCAUGACUUUCAUGUUUCUCUUCCCUGUGAGCUGCCUCUGUCCUCCCUUGGUCCUUGUCUCUUGAUGCAUUUUUAAGAGUGAUUCUCAACAUGUUAAUUUAUACCAAAUCAGGAAUCUCUGUUUUUAUACUGAUUGCUGCAGCGUGGGCCACACAUAUUAAUAAAGAGGAUUUUGAGAGAA